GUUGAAGGGCAACAAAGUGCCCUUAUUAAAGGUCAGUCCGAGAUCUUGGGUCAAUUGCAGAAGCUGAUGACAAUGAUGGAAGAUCUUAGUAGGCCAGCUCCAGAUCCACACCCUCAGUCCACUGAAGAAGGCCCUCAGUCUCCUGUAGAUGAAGACAUUCUCCCUAACGAUUACAGACCUGAUGAUGUAGAUGAUCACAUUUUUCGCACACCAGAGGAUAUGAAAAUUACUGUAAUCGGAGAUACUGAAGAUUCUGAAGUACAAUUCUUAAACAUAGCUCCACCAGCACCGGAGAAGAGGAGAGAAAGAAAGAGGCCUAGGUGGUUCGAUAAGUACACUGCAAUGAGGAAAAGGAAUAAGAAAUCGAAGACAGCAGUGAAUGUGGAUCCAUUGAGGGUUGUUGAUGGUAAAUUACUUAUGACCUUUCACAAGUGGUUGCUUGGCACCAUUGGGAAUAAAUAUCCGAGGGAAUGCUUCUCAGGGACACACGAUGCUGCUUAGUUCCUGAAACUGCAUACUCCGAGGACAUGGCUUUCUGACUCUCAUUUAGAUGCAGCAUUCCAUCUUAUGAGAAGGCGUCUAGAAUUUUAUCCUAACGUGUACCCUCAGAAAUGUGUUGUUAUGCCUACAAUUUUUCCCGAAUCAU
This is a messenger RNA of Humulus lupulus (European hop), 646 nucleotides long. RefSeq lists its product as uncharacterized. The record is from RefSeq and is a predicted model, not a curated record. Bases 67 to 501 code for a protein of 144 amino acids. The transcript is spliced from 2 exons. NCBI's taxonomy places the organism in Eukaryota, Viridiplantae, Streptophyta, Magnoliopsida, Rosales, Cannabaceae.